AACUGAAUCGUGUUACACGUAUUGUCGGCUUAUUAUUAUUAUUAUUUUUAAGUGUAUACAUAUAUCGUCGUACAUUCAGUUUUCUUAUACGAUACACCUAAGAAGGAAUAUAAAAAAAAUAAGCGCGUAUGACUUAAGAAAAAGUGUGUGCUCAUAAUAUAUUGGCAUGCAUGCCAUAUAAAAAAAAAAUAAAAAAGAACGUGAGUUGGCAAAACACAAGAAUUAAUGCAAAUUUUUGUGCAACAACAAUAUACUAUUUGAAAAGCAACAAACAGGCACAAAAGUUAAUAUUAUUAUUAUUUUAUUAUUAUAUAUGAAACAACUAUAUGUAUUAACGAAACUUGCAGUUUAUAUGAAUCGGUGACACACGAUUUGAAAGGCAAUAUACAAAAUAAAUAUAUAAAAAAGGAAUGCAAUAUAAAAUUAAUAAUAAUAAAAAUAAUAAUAAAAUAAAUUGGAAAAACAUAUACACGCAUAUAUUUAGUAAAAUAAAUGUUUUUAAUGAAAAUCUGUGAUUUUAACUGUGUGAUUGUUAUACAAAUAUUGAGCAUUUUUAAUAAUAAUAUUAUACAGAAAUGAGAUAAAUUUUUAUGCCGUGCAUAUAACGUCAUCGUUAACAUCAGUAUAAAUAUUCAUAAUAAUAAUAAGAGGAAAAAAACGUAUAAUAAAAAGCAGUGAUUCAUUAUCAUCAUUACACAAACAUCUCCGUAUGUUUAUAGUUUCGCCACAAUAUUAAAACAUAUAUGAAAAAAAAAUAAAAAUAAAAUUAUGAUGUACAAUAAUAAUAUUAUUUUUGCACAUAAUUGUAGCUAAUUGGUCAUUGGAUAUGCUAAACGAAACUGUCGUCGACCGACAUACACAAUAACAAUAUAUACUCUUAAUUAUUUUAUAAAUACUUAGACCGAAAGAAUUAUCAUUAUAUUAUCGACUGAUCAUCGACUGGCACAUAUUAUAUGCAUAUAUAAUUGAAUAAUCUACAGUGGCGUAAAUUCCAUUCAUAUUUAAUGAAGUAGAAAAGCCUAAUUGAUUCACAUUGUCAUUAAAAAUAAAACUGGUUAAUAUUAUCACAAACCUUAAUGAAUCACUACUGUGAAUGGUGACAAGUAAUAACAAUCGAACGAAGAGGAGUCAAAUACAGUUUGAUCUCUAAUACCGAUAAGAAUACUUUACUAUUAAACAAACAAAUAAUGAAUAUUUGACUGGAUUAAAUCAAAUCAGCGUUAAAAGGAUAAUUUUUGUACACAAAUAUCAAUCGUAAUAAUGGAUUACUUAUACUCUAUAAGGAUAAAUCGGUCUCUAAGGCCACUUGUGUUGGUGCUCAUAUUGAUAUCAACCUCAAUUACAGCAGAUGAAAAUCUAGAUACGCGAGAAAAUGAAAAUAUCACACUAAAAUGUAGAUUUAGUGAGCAACACGAGCCAGAUGAGAAAUUCUUCUACUAUUGGGCACGAUUCACACCACCGGCAAAGUUCGAAAAUGUAGCAGUCAGCGGAACACAAUUAAACUCAGCAUACAAAGUUGAUUUUCGACCGGAGCGCGGUAUCUACGACCUGCAAAUCCAGAACGUUCAAUAUGGCAGAGACAACGGACGCUUCCAGUGUCGCAUCAAGGCAGUCGGUACGGGCGCAGAUGUUCAUCAAGAAUACUACAACUUGACUGUGCUUACGCCGCCGCAACCGCCAGUUGUGGCACCCGGUAACAUCGCUGCCGCCACGGAAAAUAAGAAACUUGAUUUGACAUGCAGCAGCAUCGGCGGUUCACCCGAUCCACAAAUUGUCUGGUAUCGCGAAGGAAGCACGACCCCAAUCGAAACAACUGUCAGCAAAGGCGGCUCGAAAGACUUGCCAACAACAAGUACAUUAUCCCUGGUUCCACGCAAGGAAGAUGAUGGCGUCAAGUAUCGUUGUGCCGUCUGGAAUCGUGCCAUGACCGAUGGACAGCGUCUCGAAACAACUGUUACCCUGAGCGUUAACUACUAUCCACGUGUCGAAGUUGGUCCCGAAAACCCGUUGCGUGUGGAGCGCGAUCAAACUGCCAAACUUGUUUGCAAUGUCGAUGCCAAGCCAAAAGUCACAAAUGUCCGUUGGACCCGCAACAACCGCCAUAUUAGCUCGUCCACCGAACACAUCAUCAAUCGUGUUUCCUCAAGUGAUAGCGGAAAAUACACGUGCGCCGCUGACAACGGUCUCGGUCAAGUAGGCGAACAAACUAUCGAGCUGGAUGUUCUUUUCCCACCAAUUGUCGUCAUCGAAUCGAAGACUCGCGAAGCCGAAGAACGCGAAACUGUCAAUAUCCGUUGCAAUGUCACCUCGAAUCCGCCACCAGUUGCGAUUGAAUGGCACAAAGAGGGAUCUCCUGAUUUCCGGUAUGUCGGCGAUGUUUUGACAUUGCGUGAUAUUCGUGCGGAACAUGCAGGAACAUAUUUGUGUCGCGCCGUAAACAUGAUGAAUCCGUACAAUGGAAAGCCCGUGGAACGCGUUGGAAAUGCUACAGUUGCUGUUCUCGUGAGACAUCGUCCCGGACAGGCUUACAUUAAUCCGAGCAAACCUGUUGUUCAUGUAGGAAAUCCCGUUACUUUGACCUGUAAUGCUAAUCCUCCAGGCUGGCCGGUGCCGCAGUACAAGUGGUUCAAGGAUCCCGAAGGUGACGGUGGAGCACAAACUGUUUUGGCACAAGGUUCCACAUAUGUGAUUCCUCGCGCGCACUUGGGAACUGAAGGAAAAUAUCAUUGUCAUGCAGCUAACGAGUUAGGACACGGAGAAAUGGCAACAAUUGUCUUGGAAGUACAACAACCGCCACAAUUCCUCACAAAAUUGCAAGGACACAUGACGAAAAGAGUUGGAGAAUCGAAUUAUGUUGUUGCCUGCAGUGCCAAAGGCAAGCCUCGUCCCUCAAUCAAAUGGUUGAAAGACAACAAGGAAAUCAUCAACGACGGAAAUCUCUACGAAAUUGAUACCUCAUACGAUGAAGGACCCAAUGGAAUGGUUACCGUUAAAAGUAACUUGAAAUUCACCGGAAAAUCGAGACCAGCUGGAAAUCAACUCGUAUCGGGAGAUCGUGGAGUUUACAGUUGCUUGUACGAAAAUGAAGUGAAUAUGGCAAACAGCACGAUGCACUUGCGUAUCGAACAUGAACCGAUCAUUUUGAAUCAGUACAACAAAGUUGCCUAUGAUAUUGGAGAGACAGCUGAUGUGGUAUGCAAAGUUCAAGCUUAUCCCAAACCAGAAUUCCAAUGGCAAUUUGGAACAAACACCGCAUCAUUGCAAUCAACAUCGGACGGCCAUCACGAAAUUAUCUAUUCGAACGAUAACAACGACGUUUAUACCAGCGUUUUACGUAUCCACAACUUGAGAGCGCAAGAUUACGGCGAAUAUCAAUGUCGUGUCAGCAAUACAAUGCAAACAAUUCGUGCCCAUAUUCGUUUACAACCGAAAGGCAAACCCGAAGAGCCUUUGAAUUUGCGUGCGGAAGACGUUGGUCCCAACUAUGCCACACUCAAUUGGGAUCCUGGAUUCGAUGGCGGUUUGAGCAACACCAAAUAUUUCAUCUCGUACCGCAAAGUGCCCGUGCCCCAUGAUAACCAAGUAGCAGCUGGAUGUGACAUGAUGACCACUACCUCAACCGAAUGGUCCGAAUUCGAUUGUCAUCGUGAUGUGCCAUGCAACGUAACGCCCCUCGAUCAACAUCAAAGUUAUGUCUUUAAGGUAAAAGCACUCAACUCCAAGGGUAGCUCCAAAUAUUCAACGGAAAUCGCAACAACUACAAAAGUCAGCAAAAUUCCAUCGGCUAUUCAUGUGACAUUCGACCCUGAUUCGCAUGUUUUGGAAGUAAAUGUUGGUGCCACGUGCUUGGCAUUGAUUGCGGUUGUCGAAUCUGUCGUUCAUGAUUUGGCACAUCAAACACCCGUUUGGCAAAUUAUGGAAACUGUCCCACUUUCCGUCGAUGGACGCCAACAAAUGAACACUGAAGUUAAAAUUGACCAUAUUAUGUCACGAAAAGGACAUUCGAAAUCACCCGCUGGCAUCUCGAAACACGAAUACGAAGAUUUCCCACUUCCGUUGGAACAUGAUUUGCGCGAUCCUCAAGUGCGAGUGAAAUUGUGCUUGAAAGCCAACCAAGAUCAUUGUGGAGAGUACACUGACGCAAGCAUUGGUGUCGCUAAUUUAUCACAAGCUGGAGUCCUAGCAACACCCACUUUGAUCGCGAUCAUUGUUUCAUGCAUUGUCUUUGCCUUAGUUGUCGGACUUAUUCUAAUGUUCUGUCGUUGCAAGAAGAACCAAUCAAAGAAAGGCAUGCAAAGCAAGGACUACGAAAUGGAUCAACGGCCUUCAAUUGUGGCGCAACAAAAUCAAGCUCCGCCACCAUACUAUCCAGCUAGCGGUCUCGAUAACAAGGCAUUGGAGCACUCAAUGGACUUGGCAUUGGCUCUUGAAGAGCAGAAAAAUGCCGUCUAUGCUCAAAACGGUUACGGCUAUCACACACAAGGAUUGGGAGUCCCCAUGAAUAUGCCUAGUCAAGAAUGGGUUAGUAUGGGUUACAUGCAAGAAAAUAGUUAUUCCAAUUCGAACAAUGGUGGCAGCGUCAAUUCACAAGACAGUUUAUGGCAACUUAAGAUGGGAGGCGUCAAUGGUGGAGUUAAUACCAAUUCUGCUCAACUGAUUCCUACACAUAAUUAUGCGGACCGCCAGCCAUCGUACAGUUAUGAUCCUCUCACACAUGGCGGUUAUCGUGUCGUUGACGACUAUGCCCCCUACCCAACGUUACAGACUCCCAGCAGCCAAGUAGAUGAUUAUCAUAAUAUGCGCAACAGCCAGAAUCCCUCUCGACAAGAUUAUAGUAGCAGCGAGCCCUAUGCAGCUGUGCAUAAGCCAAAGAAACGAUUAGAUCAACAUCUAGAUUCUCCAUAUCAUGACGUAAGUGGCCUCCCAGAGCAAUCAUAUAUGGAACAUCCUGGUAUGAUGACAGGUGAUCAUCAUUCGCAACUUGACAUGGAUCCGAAUAAAUCGAUGCCAAUGCAGAUGCAACAACACUACGACGAAAGUAUGGAGAACGAGUAUGCCAUGUCGUCAAAUACGCGAAAUCGUCGAGUAAUUCACGAGAUAAUUGUCUGAGAUACGCCAAGGGUACGUUUUGCGGACGAGCCGUGCCUAUGACUAGAGUCCAUAAUUCCCGAAGAAAAUGAAGAUGAAACAGAAAAUCAACACGAAAAAAAUCCACCACCACCAACGAUAUACAAGUAAAAACAGCACAAACUCUAGAAAAAUUAUGACUGACUCACUAAAAAAAGAAUAUUUUACGUUAUAAUUAGGCAAAAUCAAUUUAGGACUUUAGAAAAGAAAAAUGAAAAAAAAAAAGAAAAAUCGGUUCGCAAAACACUUAAACGUGCCCUUAUACAACAUUGCUAUAAUUUAUCGAGGAAAAAUGUUAAAAAUUUCUAUAAAUACUAAACGAAAAAAUGAAAAAAUAAUCAGUAAUUAAAAAAAUGUGUAAAAAUAAUCAAAUUUGAAUAGUACAUGACAGCUUUAGGUCUCUCAUUUGAACCUGAAAAGUAUUUUAAUAUAUAAAAUAUCUUAAAAACGUUAAGAUUUUGAAGAUAAUGUAGUUAAAUUUAAACCAAACCUAUACAUAUAUUUUUCUAUAUAUUAAAUGUGACACGACACACGAGUUUUGACGAUAUUUUUAGGUUUUUUUGGUAAAUAAAUGUUUU
This is a messenger RNA of Culicoides brevitarsis, 5705 nucleotides long. It is a transcript of the gene ed, whose product is annotated as hemicentin-1. The transcript is spliced from 8 exons. Gene Ontology annotation, molecular function: cell adhesion molecule binding. NCBI's taxonomy places the organism in Eukaryota, Metazoa, Arthropoda, Insecta, Diptera, Ceratopogonidae. The record is from RefSeq and is a predicted model, not a curated record. Gene Ontology annotation, cellular component: plasma membrane; cell-cell junction. The coding region runs from base 1261 to 5109 and encodes 1282 amino acids. Gene Ontology annotation, biological process: cell-cell adhesion.